AUGAUCGCUCGAGUCUCCACGACCUCGACGGUGACCGCGCGCGCGUCCGCGAGACAAAACAAGACGGAACGCCGCGACGCCGCGGUCGUUCGCGCGAACGCUAAGGAACAAGCGUGCGCGGCGGUGCUCGCGAUGACGGUCAUGGCGAGCCCGUUGGCGAACGCCGCGGUCGAGGUGGCUCAGGUCGCCAAGGGCGACACAAAGUCGCUCGCGAGCGAUUUGUUCGCCGAGCAACAAACCAAGUCCACGCCGGCUGCGCCGAAGAAGACGAAGCAACUCGCGUCUCCUUCGAUGCCGAAGGCGCCGAGCUUCAGCGCGCCGUCCUUGCCGAGCUUCAGCGCGCCGUCCAUUUCGUUGCCGUCCUUCAGCACGGCGAAGAAGACGGACGCCAAGGCGCCCGCGGCCAAGGAAGCGCCCGCGCCGAAGGCGAAGAAGGAAUCCGGUGCUGGCCCUAACUUGGCUCUCACCCUGCUCGUUCUCUUCUCCCCUCUCCUCGCCGUGCAAGCGGUCUCUUUCCAAACUUUCGCGCGCAUCGCGAAGCAAAGUGCGGGCAAGUAA
This is a messenger RNA of Ostreococcus lucimarinus CCE9901, 558 nucleotides long. RefSeq lists its product with no specific name. Bases 1 to 558 code for a protein of 185 amino acids. The transcript has a single exon. Lineage: Eukaryota; Viridiplantae; Chlorophyta; Mamiellophyceae; Mamiellales; Bathycoccaceae. The record is from RefSeq and is a predicted model, not a curated record.